Messenger RNA from Heterobasidion irregulare TC 32-1, 630 nucleotides. RefSeq lists its product as uncharacterized. The transcript is spliced from 4 exons. The record is from RefSeq and is a predicted model, not a curated record. Bases 1 to 630 code for a protein of 209 amino acids. NCBI's taxonomy places the organism in Eukaryota, Fungi, Basidiomycota, Agaricomycetes, Russulales, Bondarzewiaceae.
AUGGUGUACAUUGAGCCAAUUGACUGCCAACUUUAUACAACAAGUGAUGGGACUUCGAGCCAAACAUCGCAAUUGAAUGACAGAGAGGAGCAAGUCAGAGCCUGUAUAGUGAAAAGGAUUUGCCAGACAGUUGGAGCAUGCACUAGGUAUGUUCUGCGCAGUUCUUCAAACGAGAAGUUACUGAUGAUGUUCCAUGAUGCCCCAAUCUGUGCAUCACUAUGGGUUUGUUUGAGAGUAGUCCCUAUGCCGAUGGUACUCAAUGAUGCCAUUAGUGAUAUGCUAGAGUACUCUGGCUGGCUGGCUUGUAAAUUUGAUGCAGCCGCAUCUGCUAUGGCUGCAUCCAACGGAGCCUCCACCUCCGCAUUCAAUCAAUCCUUUACUACUGCAUCCGAUGGAUCCUCCUCACCCGCAUUACUUCCUAGUUUGGCCACCUGUUCAUCUUGGCACCUGUUAGCCUUUGUGCCUCGUUUAAUGGCAGUGCCUCGGAUGACUUUGCAAUCAAGUCCCCUCCUGUUUCCUGUGCUUCAUGCACAAGUGGCCCAUCUUCCUGAGCAGGUCCUUUGGAUUUCUUUUAUGACACACAGACUCGAAGACCUGAUUUCUCUGAGGAAAGAUAGGUUGACUCCUUGA